AUGCAGAAAGUCUCGGAUACUGGUUGGCUUCGACACGCGACCGUUCCGUUGAUGAUGAUGAUGAUGAUGAUGAUGAUGAUGAUGAUGAUGAUGAUGAUGACGAUAAUGAUGAUGAUGAUGAUGAUGAUGAUGAUGAUGAUGAUGAUGAUGAUGGUUAAUGAUGAUGAUGAUGAUGAUGAUGAUGAUGAUGAUGAUGAUGAUGAUGAUCGAUGA
Molecule: messenger RNA, 213 nt
Organism: Dibothriocephalus latus
Lineage: Eukaryota; Metazoa; Platyhelminthes; Cestoda; Diphyllobothriidea; Diphyllobothriidae
Source: the annotation of a GenBank genome assembly